AAUUGCUCGUUUAACGAACAGGCCUAAUGCCGCAACUAAGUAAAUGUCAAAAUAAAAGUGAUUAAAAAUAUAAAAAGUUGUGUUUUUAGCUUUGGGUUCAAGUUUUGAUUUUAAUUCUUGUUUGUGGGCUCACACAAACAUAAAACCAGAUAUGUCUGACGAAAACCUUAUGGAAAACGGAAAAGAGGGUGUCGUUGCAAAAACUUCUGAUACCUCUGCUAUUUCGGCAUCAAAAAGUCCAUCAAUAGGACCUUCUAUCCAGUCAGAGAUUAUUGAAGAACCUCUACCUUCCAUAGAAGACGUUGUUCUCAUUGAUCCUGAAUGCUUAGAAUUGGACCUAAACCAUCACCGGAUUGACAAACUAGAAAAUUUUGAGCCAUUGGUAUGCAUUGAGCGUCUUUACCUGCGCUGGAAUCUUAUAAAGAAAAUUGAAAAUCUAUCCACGCUGACAACGCUUCAGGAACUUGAACUAUACGAUAAUCAAAUUACAAAAAUAGAAAACCUGGAUACACUUGUUAAUUUGGAGCAGUUAGAUUUUAGUUUUAAUCGCUUAACUAAAAUAGAAAAUUUAGACAAACUAGGUAAACUAGAAAAACUAUUCUUAUGUGCGAACAAGAUCCAUGCUAUAGAAAACUUGGGUAUGCUCACUAAUUUGACGAUGCUAGAAUUGGGGGACAACAAAAUUCGUAAAAUCCAAAACAUUGAAAUGCUUACCAAUCUUCGUCAACUCUAUCUUGGAAAAAAUAAGAUUACAAAAAUUGAAAAUUUGGAUACUUUAGUCAAUUUGGAGUGUCUAAGUUUGCAGGCGAACCGCAUAGUCAAAAUAGAAAACUUGGAUAAAUUAGUUAAUUUAACUGAACUUUAUAUAUCGGAGAAUGGCAUCGAAAUAAUUGAGAAUUUGAAUGAGAAUAAACAGCUUGAUACGUUGGAUAUUGCCAAAAAUAGGUUGAAAUCAAUAGACAACAUUGAGCACUUGAAAGAAUUGGAAGAACUCUGGCUAAAUGACAAUGGGGUCUCAGAUUGGCAAAAUAUUGAAGUUUUAAAAGAAAACACAAAACUUAAAACUGUUUAUUUAGAACACAAUCCAGUAGCAUCAGACAAGAUGUAUCGUUUCAAGUUGCGCUCGAUUGUACCAUGGUUGGAAAAGAUAGACGCCACUUUGUGUCGAUAAAA
This is a messenger RNA of Rhagoletis zephyria (snowberry fruit fly), 1173 nucleotides long. RefSeq names its product protein phosphatase 1 regulatory subunit sds22 (gene sds22). The record is from RefSeq and is a predicted model, not a curated record. Lineage: Eukaryota; Metazoa; Arthropoda; Insecta; Diptera; Tephritidae. Gene Ontology annotation, molecular function: protein binding.